Molecule: messenger RNA, 1656 nt
Organism: Trichosporon asahii var. asahii CBS 2479
Lineage: Eukaryota; Fungi; Basidiomycota; Tremellomycetes; Trichosporonales; Trichosporonaceae
Product: member of the Sir2 family of NAD(+)-dependent protein deacetylase
Exons: 2
Coding region: 1-1656 (551 amino acids)
Molecular function (GO): NAD+ binding
Source: RefSeq, a predicted model, not a curated record
AUGCCGAUCACCCACCUUCCUCUCAACGAGCUCCUCACUUCCGGUCCCGACACCCACGGACGCCGAUCCCUUCAUGAUGUUCACUGUCGUGUAUCGAAGGCCAAGAAGGUUGUGGUAGUGAGCGGGGCGGGCAUUAGCUGCAGCAGCGGAAUUCCGGACUUCCGUUCUGCAGACGGGUUGUAUGCACUCGUCAAGUCCCGGUAUCCUGACUCGUUCGUCAACGGCAAGGAGCUGUUCUCUUCAGGCCUUUUCAUGAAUCCAAACACGACAUCCAUUUUUUACACCUUCAUUGCGGAGUUGUCUCUAGCCUGCCAAGCGGCAAACCCCACGAGAACCCACCACUUCAUCCAUCGCUUGGAGAGGAAGGGAAAGCUCCUGCGUAGCUAUACGCAGAACGUGGAUGGGUUUGAGCGACGGCUCGGCAUUGAGAGUGGAGGUCGCGGUCGGGGACUGAAGAAGAACGGGACUCGAAACGUGGAACUUCAUGGCGACCUGGGCCGCGUCCGCUGCGUUUUGUGCUACACGGACUAUGAAGCGAGACAGGAGUGGGUCUUGAUGUUCCGGGAAGGAGAAGCGCCGGAAUGCCCCGCGUGUCAAGCGCGCUGUAAGUUUUACGCUAUUCACAACCGUCAUGGGCUGACCGGCAAAGGCGAAUCGCGCAUUGCAAGAUCAGCUCGAGCGACCCCUAUUGGCUCACUCCGACCAUCGAUCGUCCUCUAUGAUGAGCCGCAUCCGUUGGGCGACGAGAUCGGGCAGCUGCAAACGUACGACAUGCGCCGCGGCCCCGACGUGCUGCUCAUUAUGGGAACUUCAUUGAAGGUGCACGGGCUGAAGCGGCUCGUGAAGGAUUUCGCCCGAGUCGUGCACGAGAAGAAGGGUGUCGUCGUUUUCGUCAACGCUACUGCGCCGAGCAAGGAGUGGGAAGGCGUCAUCGAUUAUCAUAUUGAGGGGCAGACGGAUGCUUGGGUUGAGCGAUUCGAAGAGGAUUGGCGCAAGAUUUGCCCGCGGGACUGGGAAAAACAGACCAACCUCGACGGCAAUGUGGUCUUUGGCUCGGUAGCCAAGUCAAAGCCCAAGCCGAAGGCGAAGAGGCGAGUCCCGGAAGUGAGCAUUCCUGUGCGAUCACAUUCAUGCGAGCACAUCCCACUGCAGCUCCCCACUCCUCCCGCUUCCCAGCAAUCACCGCCGCCUAGUGAGGCAUCAGAAUUGUCUGACUUGUCUGAUGUCUUAUCGUCUCCGCCCAGCUCUCCGGUGCUCGCCCCCGCGAAAGACCUGGAGCCUCCGCUCACGCCGGUCUCUCCGAGCAAACGAGGAACCCCGUCGACCGUCACUCAACAGAGCAAGAAGACGAAGCCCCCACCAGCGUCCCCGUCAACGGGGAAGCGAGCUAUUCCAGGCCGAGGCAACUUAUUCACCGAGUCGCAGUACGACAACUUGUUGUCCAGCAGCAGUGACGACAAUGUUUUCGGGUCGCCCACCAAAUCAAUGCCGAAAGCACCCGCGAGAUCGAAGAAGGCUUCCGCUGCCAACGCCAAAGCCGCCGAAGUUGCAAAGCCCAAGCCACGUCGGCGAGCUGCUGGUGGAGCCGACAAGGAGACCGCGGGACUGGGCUCCCGUGGGCCCAUGAGGCGAACCAACUCUCUGCGCGCAUGCUGA